UCUGACACUGUGGCUAUGGAAACGGAGGAUGAAGACCCAGAGGAAGCGGAAGCGUCUGGAUGAUACGUCCAAGCACCGUUUGACCAUGCCUUCCGUCAACAUUCAUCUGAUCGUGUUCCUUGGUUUCUGCACUCAAAUGGCCUUCACCGACUGUCCCCGUCUUUGCGACUGCAAGUGGAAGAACGGCAAGGAGUCCGUCAUCUGUCUCAAUGCUAAUCUGAUAGUCGUACCCCUACAUUUGGACACCGGCGUACAAGUUUUAGACCUGACCGGCAACAACUUGUCAGUAAUCAAGCACGAGGAGUUCAGCAACGCUGGCCUGAUCAACUUACAGAAGGUUUACAUAGCGAAAUGCCGACUAAAAUCGAUAGAACGUUACGCUUUCAAAAACCUAAUAAAUUUAGUCGAAUUAGACUUGAGCUACAACGCUCUGACGCAAAUUCCGUCGCACACCUUCGACAGCAUUCCGGAACUUAGGGAUUUAAAACUGAACGGCAACCCCAUACAAAAAAUACAAAACAACGCCUUCCUCAACAUCCCCCAACUGAACAGACUGGAGCUAACCGACUGUAAAAUAUCAACCGUCGAACCAAAGGCCUUCCACGCGGUGGAAAAGUCAUUAGAGUACUUAAAAUUGGACAAAAACAAACUGAACACGGUUCAUCCUAAAUCCAUAACGGUACUGCAAAGUCUUCAUGGCAUCGAACUGGCAUCCAACCCCUGGAAUUGCUCCUGCCAGCUGCGUCCCGUGCGUGAAUGGAUGCUGAGGCAGAACGUACCUUUCGGCGUGCCACCUGUGUGCCAGUCGCCGAAGAGGUUGAGCCAGAAGUCGUGGGACAAACUAGAUUUGGACGAGUUCGCGUGCGCUCCUGAAAUAUUCGCCUAUCAGGAAAAGACCACUGGCAUAGAAGGGAAAAACAUCACCAUAGCUUGCAGGACUGAAGGAAUUCCGGAACCUAGUGUAAGGUGGAUGCAUAGGAACAAAAUUAUAGCUAAUUUGUCUGGGUCUCAUUAUACCGGUGGUAAAAAAUUGUAUGUGGUACAUCUGGACAGGAAUUCUAGUGACUUGACGAUACUAAGUGCUGAUUUACAAGACGCUGGUACUUACGUGUGUUCGGCUGAGAACAAAGCGGGACGGGCCGAGGCGAGUGUGGUUUUGGCAAUGACAAAGAAACAAGUAGAUAACACGGUGGGAAGUAAUAUAAUCGUUGCUAGUGUAAUAACCGGUGUACUAUUUGUAAUUAUCUCGUGUGUAAUAGCUGUGACCUUAGUAAUGAUGAAAAAGAAACAAGUACUCAGGUGGCGGAAUCGUGAAAGCCGACGCGAAGACAAUUAUGAAAAGAUCGAAAUGCAUCACAAAGUGGUUCCGGAUGCCAACGGUGGUGUUUUGCAGGAACAAGUCUUGGUGACGAGUCGCAAGAACGGGGAGUAUAGGGUGGUUCCAUGCGGUGAUACGGACCAGGAAAACGAGGAGGACGAGGACGUAAUAGAGGAGAAGGCUGAGGUUUCGAAAAGUUGGGUCAAAGAGGAGGAGAAAAAGUGGAACUCACCGGAACACCUUUUGGAUCCGGAAGAUCUGCAUAUCCCACGGAGGACGCUGCAAGAAACUAGAGACAAGAAAGCCUUGGUUACAACAUCUGGUACAUAUAAUUUGUACCAACCGUCAACUUCUUCCAUGUCUCAGAUUCCAGCUGCUCCUACGGUUUACCAACAUCCAAUGCAGAACUUUAACUAUCGACCACCGCUUCAAGUGCAACCGAUUUACGCUACUACUUACAACUCGGAACUGUCUUGUUUGUCUGAGGAACAAUCGUAUCCAGAUGUAAUUGGAAACUCCACAACUAGAUUGAAUAGGCCAGUAGGCAAAGCAAAUAGUGAAGGUGGAAGUGUGACUGAUAUAACCCAAUUAUUCUGCACGUUGCCGAGGAAGAAAACAGUAAAACACAGCUCGAGGUACCACAGUACUGACAGUCAGUCUCCUCUUUUGCCCGAAAGUAGAUAUAACAGUAGCGGUGGUGAAAGCAGCUACGGUAGCCAGGAGAACAAUUGCAGGAAACUACCUGAAGUCCCCAAACACUCCAAUUUAAACAGAAACAGGGUAAACAAAAUAUCUAGUAGUUAUUUAAACUUAACCAAGGAGGACAAUUCGACCCCAUUAUUGGACGUAACGGGGUUGGAGAAACGAGUAAUGUACAAGAGAGAAAAUACAUCUACAAAUGCGACACUCACUCCAAACGCCAAUUCUUACGAUCAUCACGCAGCACAAUUGGAAAAGUUCCUUGAAGAGUACAGACAAUUGCACAAACAGUUGACGAAAAUGAAGCAGACCUGCGACAAUUUAAAAUUAGAACGAAGUCAAUUAUUGCAUUCGAAUUCGCCGAGCACACCCUCGAGUUCAGAUGAUACAGCCAAAGCCAAUCCUGAUAACAAUCCCUUAUCACCCAAUUCAAACCAGUCUUUGGAAGAUUCUGUGGAGUUUAAAAAUUUCGAAAACGAACUGACAAAAUAUUUGAUGUCGAAAAGCACAUCACCACACGGCUUCAGUUCGGGACUGUUGAAUUCUUAAAAUUAAACUCCCUGACCAAAAACUGUAAAGCAAUAACAAUAAAAAUUGAGUCGAAUUUAAAACCGAAUUGCACACACAUACCUUCUGAAAAGUUUUUAGCGGUGCCAUUAAAUUUAUAAAACCGCUUAUUGCUUUUCGUUUAGUUUUAACUCUCGACUGCGGCAAUUUCACUUCUGCUUUUACGAUUUCAAAAGACGAAUUCUUCAGUGGUGCACAAUAGUUGAAUUUAAUAAGUUUUAUGUGAGAAACAGACGGACUUUAGUUACUGCAAUUGCUGGAAAAAUAUUAACAGUUAAUGUUUAUGUAAGGAGAUUUUAAGUUUUUAUUGUACUUCUCAGCUGCAUUCUUAAUUAUAAAAUUUAUUUAUAUUAAUUUAUUCAAAGAAUUGUAUGUCGAAUUUUAUGGCAUUUUAACAAAAGCUAACUAAAUAAUUUAUAUUCCUGUAUGAUACUGUGGCAUUUAUAAUUAAAUUGACUUUCAUAAAGUUGUGCAGUUGAUUACGCUGCAUAUUAAAUUUGUUAUUCGCAACAAAAUAAAACUGUGCCGCCAUAAAAACUUGAACCUAAUUAAACAUUAUAAUUAACACCUUCAUUCUCAUUAUCCAGUUUUUAACACAUGAAACAUGAAAACGUCCUAGUUUUCCCAACUAAUACCGAUAACAACCAAAAGCAUUAUCUACAAGUUUGCCUAUUAAUCUGACUAAAAUUCCUAUUGCCACAAUCUUUUUAUCUCUGUCCUGAAAUAAUUAUAAUACGUAGUUAAUGGAUAGAAACGAACACAUUCAUAUCUGAUGUUAAUACGUACAUAUUAGUGUUAUUUUCGUGUUACACGGAAAACACACCUUGACAUAUGCAAAUUAAAUAAAAAAACUGAUCUGAAAUAAUACGCGUUGUUUUAUAAAAUACUCGGCGAUCUGAUUUGCAGGAUUAUACGCAUAAGGGCAAAAUCAAUUCACGCAUGCAACUCAACUUGAGGGUUAAUUGAGAGAUUUUUCUGUUGAUUUUUAUUAUUCAUGCGAAUUGUGGAAUGAAAUCUGAUUUUUUGUUGUUGGAGAUCUGAAAUAAAUUUUCAUUUACUACCUUAAAAUGUUUUGAAUACAGUAAGAAUUAUGGAAAAUGCAGCAAAAUGGUGUUUUGCUGGAAUUAAUUAAAACUGUGUAAUUAAAUUGAAUAAACUACAUCUUAUUGAUAACUCACUUUUAUGAUUUUCUAAGGUAAAUUUAAAAGAAUUUGUAUGAUAGCUUAGAGAACUUGAACUCUUGUAAAAACCUAAAAAUAACUCGUAAUGUUAAUAUGUUUAUAUGUAAAUAAAAUUAUUUAUUUGGAAAUCUGAAUUAUCUGACCAAGUUUAGUAAACACAAUUGUGCAGCAACAAAAACAUAAUUAUUGAUAUUAGAUGAUCCUUUCCUUAAUAUAAUCAUUGUUACCAUAAUGUUCCAUUAUUUAUACAACUGUUUUGAUGUAAAAUUUAUUAUUUUUGGAACCGUUUGUGCAUGUAUUUAAUUUACGAAGCAUAUAGAUGUAUAUUUCUCAUUGUACAUAAUUGUUAUAUAAUAAACUAAUGAAUGUUUAUAAAAAUUUAGAAUAGACGAAUUUUCUUAAAAGUUAUGUCAUAUUCUAUUAAAUAAUAUGUACUAAUUAUGUAAAACUAUAAAUGUUAGAAAAAAUCGCAUAUAAGAUUAUACACAAUAACCACAAAAUAAGAUAUUAAAAAACUUAUCUCAAGUUUAUCAAAUAUACGACUAUCGUAAAUGACAUAGCUUUUGAUAACAAACUAGAAUAAAUUUGUGAUAUUAUAUGGUAGAUGGAUCUAAAAGUUGUUUAAGUUUUGUUAUAUUUAUGUACACAUAUCCCUAAA
Messenger RNA from Aethina tumida (small hive beetle), 4423 nucleotides. RefSeq lists its product as uncharacterized. The coding region runs from base 29 to 2566 and encodes 845 amino acids. The record is from RefSeq and is a predicted model, not a curated record. NCBI's taxonomy places the organism in Eukaryota, Metazoa, Arthropoda, Insecta, Coleoptera, Nitidulidae. The transcript has 2 exons. Gene Ontology annotation, molecular function: protein binding.